Messenger RNA from Hyaloscypha bicolor E, 6571 nucleotides. RefSeq lists its product as uncharacterized. Gene Ontology annotation, biological process: secondary metabolite biosynthetic process; fatty acid biosynthetic process. The transcript has 8 exons. Bases 1 to 6465 code for a protein of 2154 amino acids. Gene Ontology annotation, molecular function: oxidoreductase activity; fatty acid synthase activity; phosphopantetheine binding. NCBI's taxonomy places the organism in Eukaryota, Fungi, Ascomycota, Leotiomycetes, Helotiales, Hyaloscyphaceae. The record is from RefSeq and is a predicted model, not a curated record.
AUGGCACCCUCAGCGACUAUAUUGGCCUCGCCCCAGGAGGGCGCAGACGGCAGCAGGGAGACGAUGACCGAGGAGCACGAAGAAUCUGAGAACAAUGGUCAAAAUGGAGAAGGAAGGCCUUGCACGAAGCUUUACACAGAUGCCUACACACAUGGCUAUACCGAGGGCUACAUAAAAGGCAACAGAUCACUAAAAAUAAUGCCAAUUGCAAUUGUGGGCAUGUCAUGUCGACUUCCAGGAAAUGUUACGACCCCAGAUGAGUUUUGGGAGCUUCUUUCACGCGCGCGAAGUGGAUGGUCCAAAAUUCCAAAGGAGCGGUUUGAUGAUGCCAGUUUUUAUCACCCAAACCCAGGAAAGAGUGGCUGCUUCAAUGCGGUCGGAGGGCACUUUCUUAGUGAAGACAUCGCAAGUUUUGAUGCUCCUUUCUUUGGCCUUACAUCCCAAGAGGCGACUUCCAUGGACCCCCAACAACGCCUCUUGCUGGAGUGCACAUUCGAAGCACUCGAAAAUGCAGGAAUGCCCAAGCAUGAGAUUAUCGGGAAACGCGUAGGGGUGUUUAUUGGGGGCAGUUUCUCCGAGUUAUUCUCGGAUGAAGGGAGGUCGUUUUCUUUCGACAAUCGAGGCACAGGUUAUGGACGUGGUGAGGGCUGCGGAAUUGUGGUUUUGAAAGCACUGGAUCGAGCACAAAAUGAUAAUGAUAAUAUACGAUCCGUAAUUGCUGCUAGUGGCAUCAACCAAGACGGGAAGACUUCAGGCAUAACUAUGCCAAAUGGCGCCGCCCAAGAGUCGCUAAUGGAAUCCGUCUACAAAAACGCCGGCAUCGAUCCAAAAGAGACCGGCUACGUCGAGGCCCAUGGGACCGGGACUAAAGUUGGAGACCCAAUCGAGGUUGCGGCAUUGCACAAAGUGUUUGGUGAAGGUCGCUCAGCUCGAAAUCCGCUGUUUAUUGGUUCAGUGAAGUCGAAUGUUGGCCAUCUCGAGGCAGCUUCCGGCAUAAUUUCAGUGAUCAAAACAGCCAUGAUGUUAGAGCGUGGUUUUAUCUUGCCAAAUUACGACUUCAAGAAACCAAACGAAAAUAUCCCGUUCUCCAAAUGGAAUCUAAAGGUGCCAAUAAGUCAACGGCCUUGGCCGAAGAAACGGUUCGCAAGCAUCAAUAACUUCGGAUUUGGAGGAACUAAUGCGCAUGUCGUUCUAGAAAAAGCACCAUUCUUGCAGAAAUGUGAAGGGCCAGGACAAUCCAGUUUUCAGUCUAGGAAGCUGUUUGUCUUGUCUGCCAACGGUAAAGAUGCUUUACAAGAAUUAAUGGGAAAGCUUGGAAUUUACCUCGAGCAGAGACCCGAAAUCUUUCAAAAUGACUUGAUGAGCAAUCUGGCCUAUACCCUUGCACGACGGUCGCGAAUGCAGUGGAGAGUUGCGAUACCUACAACAUCUUCCUUCUAUCUAAUCCAAGCGCUCAACAGUGGAAAGGUCUUACCUGGGAGAGGCGAAACUGAUGGCUUGCGUAUCGGGUUUAUUUUCACAGGACAAGGUGCACAGUACUAUAACAUGGGCCGGGAACUAUACGAGCAGUAUCCCGUUUAUGCAUCAACAAUCAAUGCCUGCGAAACAUAUUUAGCCUCGCUUGGUGCUCCCUUUUCUCUCCUUGCCGAAAUGAAUAAAGAUGCCGUGGAUUCACUUAUCAAUGAGGCGCACAUUAGUCAACCUUCUUGUACAGCAUUACAACUAGCUCUGACGGAUUUACUGCGAUCAUGGGGUAUUCAACCUUUUGCAGUUGCUGGCCAUUCGAGUGGUGAGAUUGGUGCCGCUUACGCAGCAGGAAUCUUGUCACUCGACUCGUGUAUGGCAAUUUCAUACCACCGAGGGAUGGCGACUCUCGGUUUGAAGAAGUUCCUGCAUCUCAGAGGGUCUAUGAUGGCUGUUGGAGCCAGCAAAGAAGACAUCGAGCCCAUUCUUGCUCAGCUGAAUACGAAAAUAGCUAAGGCCAGCAUCGCUUGUUUCAACAGCCCGAGCAGUCUCACGAUCUCAGGGGAUGAACCUGUGAUUGAUGAACUCCAGAAGAUAAUGGAAGAAAAGCGGUGGUUCGCUCGGAAAUUGCAAGUCAAUACUGCUUACCAUUCCCACCAUAUGGACCUCGUUGCCGAUGACUACCGAGAAAAGCUUCAAUCGAUCGAUCCACCACAGUCGACCGAAAUAAAAUUUCACUCUUCUUUAUUUGGACAUCUUCUCAAAGAUUCUUCUGGUCUUGGGUCGUCUUAUUGGGUGGAUAAUCUCACCCAAUCUGUCCAAUUCUCCGAGACUGUCUUCAGUAUGUGCCAGCCCGUUGACGGGUACAAGACUGGUGUUUCUCACAUUGUUGAAAUCGGGCCACACUCAGCACUCUCCGGGCCCGUGAAGCAAAUUUUGAAGGCCUAUGGGCGUACAGAAAUCUCAUAUCUCUCAACUCUUACUAGAAAACGCAAUGCAGUUGAGACGGCGUUAGAGAUGGCCUCGACACUCUUUGUCAAAGGAGUGAACCUCAACCUCGGCGCCAUCAAUCUUCUCAGACAGAAACCGGACUUAUUGGUCGAUAUACCUCGAUAUCCUUGGAACCAUAAGACCCGAUAUUGGCAUGAAGGUCGAGUCGUCAAGAAACACAAAGGCCGAACAACGCGCAGACACGAUCUCCUCGGUACACUGGCCAAUUACUCCAACGACCUCGAACCUACGUGGAGAAAUAUCAUACGAGUUGACGAUCUGCCUUGGCUUCGCCAUCACCAAAUCCAGUCCCUGACUCUAUUCCCAAUGUCAGGCUUUAUCUCGAUAGCCAUCGAAGCUGCGUCCCAGAAGGCUGUCUUACGCAAAAUUGCUUACGACACCUUCCACCUCCGCGAGAUCUCUGUUCAUGCUCCCCUUGUCCUAGAGGACAACGACGUUGAAUUGACCCUGCAAUUACGCCCUCAACAAGAAGGAACUUCUUCAGGUGGUUGGGACGAGUUCCGGAUCCAUUCGUGGACUGCUUCCAAGGGAUGGACCGAGCAUUGCAAAGGAUUGAUCACUCUAAAAGCCGACUGUGAGAUACCUUUGCCAAAACUAACAAUGGCGGAAAUCUCAAGCGCCGAGACAACUUUUGUGGAUAAGAUCAAGUUCUAUGACUCCCUUUCCCGCCUAGGUGUUUCCUAUGGACCGAGUUUCCAAGGGAUGAAUGACUGUGAAGCAAGCGACGGCUUCGCCAAGGCUACCCUUACGGUCGUCGAUACUGCACAAGAGAUGCCGCAUGCCUUCCAAACAGACUCUGUCAUCCACCCUGCGUUUCUGGAGCAGCUGAUCGAAAUGUACUGGCCGAUAAUCGGCGCAGGACGGACCACUCUCAACCCAGUCUACCUCCCCUCCUCCAUCGACGACCUUACGAUCUCAAGAAAAAUCUCCGACUUGGCAAAGAAAGCUGGAGACUCCUUGCAAGCAUUCUGCCAAGGCGGGUUUCCACAGUCAAAUCUAUUACCUUUUCAUGGAUCGAUGUUCGCGACUGCGAUAGACAGUGAGGAGGUCCUCAUUAGUUUGAAGGACCUGACGGUCUCACCAAUUGUGGAGCACGAAAAUGCAUCUGGAAUUGAAACCGCGAGAGAUCUUUGCUAUAAAUUAGAAUGGGAGCCAAUUGACAUCCAAUUCCCAGAAUCGUCAACCACCUCCAAUGGGAUAACAAAUGGGAACUACAAGCCUUUGAACAGUUUGUCAAAUGGAAUCGUGAAUGGCAUUACGAACGGACUUUCAUCUACGCCACACACUGUGUCAGACUUUUUCACAGGGGGGUUGGUCAUUGUCCGUGGAGACGGCGCUUCCCAAACACAGAUUGCUUCGGAAAUAGCAGAGGCCUCGGAACGCCUGACCGGAACUCGUCCAUCAUUAGAGAAUUUCGCGACCCUUAACAUAGACAAGACAUCCGGCAAGCUCUGUCUCAUUAUCUCCGAGCUUGAGCGACCACUUCUCUCAUCAUUCACCUCCACCGAUUUUACCGCCUUGCAAAAGCUUGUCGCAAACACGGAGGGUAUCCUCUGGGUUGUCCGCGGAGCUUAUGUCUCCUCUAACAACCCAGACGCGAACAUGAUCACAGGACUAAGCAGAAGCAUCCGUUCAGAAACUACGCUCAAAUUCGCAACUCUGGAUCUCGAUCCCGAAUCUCUUACCACCCCUAAUUCUACACAAAUAAUCCUUGCCGUCCUGCAGGCAGUCUUUGGUCCAAAAGCAGAAGCAAACUGCGAGUUAGAGUUUAUGGAAAGGAAGGGUGUGCUGUCAACUCCUCGCAUCGUUGCCGAUGCAGAGAUGAACCAAUACGUGCACAAGGAGACCAGCGAAGAUUUUGUUCUCGAGCAUACACCAUUCACACAAGAUGGGAGACCAUUAAAGAUGGAAAUGGUAAGGCCAGGCGCCUUAGAAACGGUUCGUUUUGUCGACCAGGCACUCAAUGAUGCUCUACUAAGCGAUGAGAUCGAGCUAGAAGUUAAAGCAAUUGGUAUGAACUCCCGCGACAUCGGUCCGAUCGACAUAACAAAGUUUGGUAUAGAGUGUGGUGGCAUCGUUACAAAGACCGGAAGCAAUGUCAACAACCUCGCCGUCGGGAACAGAGUCGCAUGCCUCUCCCUCGAUAAUGGAGUUUAUUCAACAUUGACUCGGACGAAGGCGCGAUUCGCAUUUCAAAUCAAGGAUGAUCUCGACUUUCAAGAUGCAGCUUCGAUGCCCGUCGCAUACUCCACGGCAUAUUACGGCCUAAUUGAUCUCGGUCGAUUGCUCAACGAGGAACGUGUGUUGAUUCACGGCGCCGGGAGUGCAGUGGGCCAAGCUUCCAUCUGCCUAGCCCAAAAUCUUGGAGCUGGGGUGUCUGCUACCGUCCGAAGCAUCGAGAGCAAAGAAUAUCUGAUGAAGACAUUUGGAUUGCAUGAGGAUCAAAUCUCGCUCGACUUGCAUGAACAGAGCACUAAAUCUGGUUUCGAUAUGGUAUUCAACUGUGUCCCCGCAGAUGCUGAUACCAUGAGAGAUCUUUGGAGCAGUCUCAGCAAUUUUGGCCGAUUUGUUGCUAUCAAAGACACAGACAGCAACGCCAAUGCGAGAUUUGAGACUGCUGGUCUUCAGAAAAAUCGCAGUUUCAUGUCGGUUGACUUGCUCUCUAUUGCUCUUGAGAGGCCGAGAUUGAUGGAAAGACUUCUUAUCGAUGUGUCGGAAUUCAUAAGGCAAGGAAACACCAAACCUCUUCACCUCACAAUCUUUUCCAUCUCGAAUGUGGAGGAAGCGUUUAAUUCUUUGCGGAAUGCGAAUUUAGAUGGCAAAAUGGUUGUUCUGCCUCAAGCCGGAGCAAUGGUGAAGGCAAUUCCUCCGAACAAGAGUAAAUCGUUCCUCCAUUCGGACGCCUCUUACAUCUUGAUUGGUGGGACAGGUGGCCUGGGACGAAGCAUGGCCAGGUGGAUGGUCGAUCACGGAGCUCGAAACCUUGUCCUGGUUUCCAGAAAGGGAACCGUCUCCUGCAAAGUCAAGAUAUUGAUUGACGAACUAAGUGCUAUCGGAGUCAAAGUUAACGUCAAAGGCUGUGAUGUUUCUGACAGCAGCUCGGUCAAUAGCCUGAUUCAAAAGGAUAUGGCUGGCAUGCCGGGGAUCAAAGGAGUUGUUCACGGUGCUAUGGUUCUGAACGAUGUACUCUUUGAGAAAAUGAGCUAUGACCAAUACACCACCGUAAUCGAGGCCAAAGUUCGGGGGGCCUGGAACUUCCACAACGCGCUCAAAAAUCUCGAUUUCUUUAUAUGUCUCUCCUCCGCGGCCGGUGCGGUAGGAAACAGAGGGCAAGCCGCCUACUCAGCCGCAAACACCUUUCUCAACGCAUUCGUCCAAUACCGACAAAGACUCGGGCUUCCGGCCUCCUCUCUAGACCUCACAGCUGUUUCCGAUGCCGGAUAUUUGGCCGAGAACCCCAAGGCGGCUGCCGAGGUCUGGAAGAACCUCGGCACCGACACGAUCUGUGAGACAGAGGUGUUGGCACUACUUGGUGCUGCGAUCAAUGGCAGACUGGCAGGGACUUGUAAUAGUCAUACAGUUACAGGCAUGCGGCUCACGACCUCGACGAAGCCGUUUUGGGCCAAUGACGCGAAGUUCAAACAAUUGCGUCUGGCUAUGGAAGCCACAGAAAGCUCUGCGGGUGAAGCAACCACUGUAUCGUUUAAUUCAGCACUCAAAGCAGCUGCUUCACUCGGAGAUGCAGAGCUGGUGGUGCAGAGGGGUCUGCUGAGCAAGCUGCCGUCGGUGUUGAUGCUAGAAGCGGAGGAUAUGGAUGUCACGAGGUCACUCUCAAGUUAUGCUCUUGAUUCGCUUGUGGCGAUUGAGGUUAGGAACUUCAUUGAUAGGGAGUUUGAGUCGAAUUUGCAGGUUUUGGAGCUGUUGAGUAGUGGGAGCAUUGAGACGUUGUCGAAGACGAUUUGUGUGAAGAGCAAGCUGGUUUCCUUUUAGUCUAAACUAUAGACCUGGAGGCUGGGAGUUGGAGAAGUGCAGGGCACUGGACGGCUAUCUACUUGAACUUAUAGAUAUAGAUUUUGGCGCAAUGCAAGAACUUGAC